Zingiber officinale is the source of this 1519-nucleotide messenger RNA. RefSeq names its product probable protein S-acyltransferase 17. The transcript has 11 exons. Gene Ontology annotation, biological process: protein targeting to membrane; peptidyl-L-cysteine S-palmitoylation. The record is from RefSeq and is a predicted model, not a curated record. Lineage: Eukaryota; Viridiplantae; Streptophyta; Magnoliopsida; Zingiberales; Zingiberaceae. Gene Ontology annotation, molecular function: protein-cysteine S-palmitoyltransferase activity. Gene Ontology annotation, cellular component: endoplasmic reticulum; Golgi apparatus. Bases 147 to 1352 code for a protein of 401 amino acids.
AAGCAAAGAAAAGAAUAUGGUGGACCUUGGACGCCUCCUCGCUCCUUCCCUAAUUAAUUUCGUUCGUCAGCCGGCGUCGCCGCUCGCUCGAUCUGGAGUGAUCGCCGAAAAGGCGAAUCGAGAGGAGGCGGCCAAGGACGGGGAGCAUGGAGGUGCAAUGGGCGCUGGUGGUUCACGGAGUGGUGACGACGCUGGUGGUGGUCUCGUUCCUCUGCGGACACUGGCCCAUCUUCCGCGGCACCUUCGUCGAGAAAAUUAACUACUUCCUAACUUUCGGCGCUUAUGACUACUUCCUGCGGUUUGUGGUAGCUGUAUUUGGCUCUAAGGGCAAAAAUUGUGUUCUUGCAGUUGAGCAUUAUUGUUGCGAUCGGCCAAAUCCUGUUUUACAAUGCUAUCUGCAGAUAUUCUAUCUUUCUAUUGUUUGUGUGACAUACUUCAUGUUUGGAAGAUCAUCCUUCAGAUAUAUUCCUGGUUACUAUGUCAGUGAACUGCACUGGUACAUGGGCAUUGUUGCUGUAGGUGUCGGAGUUAUUCUUUUUAUCUUGACUAGCUUUUCAGAUCCAGGAACUGUGACAGCUGAUAAUGUUUCCAAAUAUGUCUCUGUAUAUCCAUAUGAUAAUAUAAUAUACGAGGAGAAACAAUGUGGGACUUGCAGGAUCCAAAAACCUGCUAGAUCUAAGCAUUGUAGUGUAUGCAAUAGGUGUGUUGCCCGAUUUGAUCACCAUUGCGGUUGGAUGAAUAAUUGCAUUGGGGAGAAAAACACCCGCUACUUCAUGGCCUUCCUUCUCUGGCACUUCAUUAUUUGUAUAUAUGGUGCAUUUGUCCUCGUGUUAAUUCUUGCUGGUCAACUGAAAGAACACGAGAUAAUAUACAUAUUAACUGUUUAUUAUGGCGUUGAACAUUCCAUUUCUAGCUUAUCUCCACAUCUAGUGCAGUGGUUGCUCGGUUCGUAUAAUACCCAAAUACUUCUGAUUGUAUUCCUGAUAAUACUUUCAUUGCUGCUGGCUGGAUUCUUUGGCUACCACGCACAUCUCUGCCUGACUAACACCACAACAAACGAGACUUUCAAGUGGGAAGACUACAUAAGCUGGAAGAGGAAACUAAAUGAAGCUAAAGCUAGUGUUGCGGCGCUGAAGGACAGUAUACAGGCAGUCAGCGGAGAUGCAAAACCUCGCGAAAGCAAAUGGAGGGCUUUUUUACGUAAGUCCCCAUUGCAGCAGGAGGAAUUGGUUGUUAAGAAUAACUUGUAUGAUCAAGUUCGAAAAAGUUCUAAAGCCGAAAGAGACAAGGAAGGGAUGGAGAGAUUCAAUUAUGAUCUUGUCUUUCUGCUCAUUCUGAGAGCCACAAUCUAGAAAGAGUAAUUCUUUAGCGUGUUGGCAGCAACGACAGAUGGUCCGAGGUGUUUAUAAUUCAUCUCGAAGCAAAAUGUUCGUCCAUGUUGAAAGUGAAUACCCCUUCAAAUGUUUUGUAAUUUGGAAGCUUCAUGUAUCGGGUGUUAUUUUCUAGAAGCAGUUCUGAA